GCGCCCCGUGCGUGCUGUCAGCGUGAUGACGUGUUUCCGUUUAUUCUCCCUGUUUGGAGAGAUUCGUUUCCGGUUCAGAGGUCCUCAACGUGGCUGCUGAUGUUUUCCAGCGUGUUGAGUUGAUAUCAGAGAAACAGCCGUGACCAUGGCUGAGUUCAAGGUGCACCGGGUCCGCUUCUUCGACUACAUGCCCGCUGCUAUCCGGACUAUGGCGUUCAACAGCCGGACUGAGCGGCUGGCUGUGGUCCGGGCGGACGGAGCUCUGGAGGUCUUCAACUUCUCUGACAACUACUACCAAGAAAAGGUCAUCCCAGGACAGGACGGCAGUGCUGUCGAGGCUCUGUGUUGGGUGGGCCAGCGUCUGUUCAGUGCUGGUUUGAAUGGAGAGAUCACGGAGUAUGACCUGGAGAACCUGAGGCCCAAGUACACAGUGGAGGCCUAUGGAGGACCAAUCUGGACCAUCAGUGGCAACAGCCAGGGAACACUGCUAGCGGUCGGAUGUGAGGACGGGACAGUAAAGAUGUUUGAAAUACUGGAGGAGAGGAUUCAGUUUCAAAGAAACCUCGACAGGCAAAAAGGUCGUAUUAUAUCUCUCUCCUGGCAUCCCUCUGGUACACUGAUUGCUGCUGGCAUGAUGGACAUGAUCAGAAUCUUUGAUGCUGAGACGGGCCGUGCCACACACAGACUGCUGGUGGAGAGAGGCGUCGGAGCAUCCAAGAGCAAAGAGGUGGUGGUUUGGAGCGUCGCCUUCCUGUCUGACCACACCAUCAUUAGCGGUGACUCUGCAGGAAAGGUCCAGAUCUGGGACGGACUCACAGGAACUCUGGUCAGAACCCACCUGGUCACCAAGUGGGACGUUCUAGCUGUGUCUGUUACACAGGAUGAGAGCAGUCUGGUAGCUGGGACAUCAGAGGGCACGGUCAUCCAGUUUCAGUUCCUCUCCUCUACUGUUGACCGUCAGGAUAAGGAAUGGGUCCGGACUAGGACAUUUAAAAACCACUCGCAUGAUGUGAGGGCACUCGCCCACACCGAAACUGCCGUGGUCUCUGGAGGUAUGGACACCCAGCUGGUAGUGCGACCUCUGUUGGACAAGGUGGAGAAGAACACCCUGGAGUCAGCACUGCGCAAGAUAGCUUUCCCACAUAGAAGCAUGGUUUGUUGUGCAAAGAAAGCAGGACUGCUGCUCUUCCAGUUCCCCGAUCAUUUAGAGCUGUGGAGACUAGGGGAGAGCGAUGGACAUGGAAAGCCUGGUGACAGUCUACCUGUGAAGAGGAAACCAGAGAAACUGAUCCAGCUGAAGAGAAAGGGAGAGGAUCACAUCUGCUGCAGUGCUUUGUCUCCAUGUGGAGGCUGGCUGGCAUACUCUACCGUCACCAGUUUCCGUCUUUACAGAUUACAGAACAACAACAUCAGCAUCGCCAAGGUGUCCAAACUACCUAAGGAGCUUCGCUCGGCCCACCAGCUCUGCUUCUCCUCUGACUCCUCCAAACUCUUUGCUUCCUCCAGCCAUUCUUCAGUCACUGUUGUUGGCCUCAACCAGACAGAGUGCAAAUACCUUCAUACCCUCAAACCCAAGUCAGGCUCCAGACAGCCAGUCCACCUGCUGUUUGCCAGCGAGGAUGGCAAAUGGCUCGCCACAGCAAACACACACUGUGAGAUCCACGUCUACAACCUUGACAAGCUAAAGCUUCAUUGUACAGUUCCAGUGUACAGCUCAUGUCCCACUGCCAUAGCCAUCCACCCAACAACCAGCAACCUUGUUGUGGUCCAUGCUGACCAGCAGAUCUUUGAGUACUCUCUGGUGCAGAAGGAGUACACAGACUGGAGUCGGAAGCUGCAGAAACAAGGACUGCACUCUCUGUGGCUGGAGAGAGACACGCCCGUCACCCACGUCACCUUUAAUCCUAAAAAUCCAGCUCACAUCAUACUGCACGACACGUUCAUGUUCUGCAUCAUUGACCAGAGUCUGCCCCUCCCUGAAGCAAAGACUAUGCUCUACAAUCAGAUGACACUGAGGAGUCUUCCUGAGCCAGAUAGGAUCAAACACAGCCACGCCUUUAAGAUAUGCAAGAAUUUCCAGCACCUCCUGUGUGUGAGUCUCUUGGAUGACCAUUCUCUGGUCGUAGUGGAGCGCCCCCUGCUGGACAUCAUGUCUCAGCUGCCUCCACCUGUCCGGCAGAAGAAGUUUGCUACAUAAAGGAAGUGAAUGCGUCUCAGCCCAGAUGUUCAUGGAUCGUUACUCCUACAUCUAAAAUCAUUUUCAACUAGUGUUCAUGUGUCACCAUUUUGUAAAAAAAAUGCUUUGAUAAAGUAAUAAAUGGAACAAUUUACUGUUAUUGUUGUUUGACUGA
Molecule: messenger RNA, 2351 nt
Organism: Sebastes umbrosus (honeycomb rockfish)
Lineage: Eukaryota; Metazoa; Chordata; Actinopteri; Perciformes; Sebastidae
Gene: utp4
Product: UTP4 small subunit processome component
Exons: 17
Coding region: 146-2197 (683 amino acids)
Biological process (GO): maturation of SSU-rRNA from tricistronic rRNA transcript (SSU-rRNA, 5.8S rRNA, LSU-rRNA)
Cellular component (GO): 90S preribosome; t-UTP complex; small-subunit processome
Molecular function (GO): RNA binding; protein binding
Source: RefSeq, a predicted model, not a curated record